Sinocyclocheilus anshuiensis is the source of this 4728-nucleotide messenger RNA. Its product is annotated as low-density lipoprotein receptor class A domain-containing protein 4-like. The coding region runs from base 755 to 1612 and encodes 285 amino acids. The record is from RefSeq and is a predicted model, not a curated record. Gene Ontology annotation, cellular component: early endosome membrane; Golgi membrane. NCBI's taxonomy places the organism in Eukaryota, Metazoa, Chordata, Actinopteri, Cypriniformes, Cyprinidae. The transcript is spliced from 4 exons. Gene Ontology annotation, molecular function: R-SMAD binding. Gene Ontology annotation, biological process: negative regulation of transforming growth factor beta receptor signaling pathway.
AGAUGACACUUGGUUUGAUAUUUUGUGAUGCAAUGCCAUUAAAUUCACAAAUUAAGUUUGGCUUAAGUGUCCAAAUACUUUUGGGGGUGCACUGCGUUUCACAAACUCAGUUUACUUAACUUUGCCCACUCAGCCGGACAUUCCCCACACCAAACCGCCCCGGAUAUAUUUAUAGACCGCAGACAGUUUGGGAAAGAAGGGGGGUGUCUGACACAUCUGCUGAAUAUCUGUUAGACUGUGGGGUCAGCCCAAGGUUAAAGCCUCUUCAAUGCCUGCCUUGAUUGGUCGUGGCUGGCACUAAUGAGUGCGUGUGUGUAAUUCUAACCGCCUCUAACACACACACACACACACACAGUCCCAUUGAGGGUAGAGCAAACUCUCUCUCUUUCUCUCUCUCUCCACCGCCAUUGUCAGCGCCAGUCUCCCCUCCCACCGCUCCUGUCUGUCUGUCUGGAGCUGCUCCCCUCUCGGAGGAGGAGGGAGGCGCAGGAGGAGGUGGGCUGUGAGCCUGAGACCGUCACAGAACGCCAUUCUUCUGAAUGAAAACGAGAGGAAAAGACCUUCAAGAUGCUGGGAACGUAUUUACCGUAGUCUAGCAGCAGAAAAUGCGUCGGAGAGUCGCGAGAAUGGCAUGAGACGUGUGUGCACCGAGACCGCAGGCUGCUGCCGCUGCUGUGGAAGUGUUCCUCAGUUCCUGUGAGGGCCGCGGCCGGCGGCUGUCUUCCCCCCCGUCCCGUCACUUCCCCGAGCCCCCAUGCGAAACAUCACGGUCCCGGACAGCAGCUCCAGCAACAACAAUAACAACAACGCCAACUCCAAUGACACAUGCUCCUGCAAUUGCACCCUAUCCCAGCCACAGGGAAUGGAUAUAUCUGAACUGGAGUUUGUUCAGAUAAUAAUCAUAAUUGUGGUGAUGACUGUAAUGGUAGUUGUAAUCAUCUGUUUGCUGAACCACUAUCGGCUAUCGGCCUGGGCCUUCCUCACACGCCACAGCCAGGCCCGUCAACGAGAGGAGGGCAUGCAGCCGGACGGCUGUGCAUGGCCAACAGAUAGUUUGGUGACGCAACAAGGAGCCACUGAGGUGAUGUAUGGGCCACGGAGCGGAGAGCGCUUCAACCCACCUUCAUUUAUGCAAAGGGACCGAUUCAGCCGCUUCCAGCCCACCUACCCAUACCUGCAGCAGGACAUCCACUUGCCGCCCACUAUCUGCCUGUCAGACGGCGAGGAGCUGCCGCCCUACAAAGGCCCCUGUACUCUGCAGCUCAGAGACCCCGAGCAGCAGCUCGAGCUGAGCCGUGCGUCCGUGCGCGCACCCCCCAACCGGACCAUUUUCGACAGCGACCUGAUAGACGUUUACGUGCACGGAGGUGGCCCGCGGCCCCCGAGCAGCAACUCUGGCAAGAGUGCCUCGAACUCACAGGUGGAGGGGCCGCCACCCACCUAUAGCGAGGUGAUGGGUCAGACGUACCCAGGCUCCGCCUCCUUCCUGCACCAGCACAGCAAUAACACACCACCCUCCAACCAGAGGACAGCCAGCCGCCCCACCCAGCCUGGCGCAAGCACAACCCUGUUCGUCAAGGUCAAGGAUAGCCGGCGCGACAAACCCGUGUGACUAGGACACACCUGCAGAGGGCAGUAGAGAGCGUGUGCCGUCACCUGUGCUCUCUAGUACUUCCUCCUGGAUCUAAAGGGGAGUGGCUUCACUGUUAGUACACUCCCCUUGCACAAUUUGAAUCGAAAAUUGAGGAACCAAGUAUACAAAGUUUAUUUUUUGUAUUUUUAUUUUUUUUUUGCUAGAACUUCGGGGCCUUGUAUGGAUGUUUGGGCUCCUCGGCUAAAUCUCUGUUUGUUUGGUUUUGUAUGCUUUCCUGUAUUUAAAGAACACGUGUGUUGGCACAGAUUGUUUGCGUGAGAGACCACAUAGGUCAUAGGAUUGAGACAUUUUCUAUUUGUUUGUGCAUUUCCAGGACUCGUGCACAAAAACUGUUCACAACUAAUCCAAAUUGAGUGCCAUGAAAAAAUCUUAAAUCUUGGGGAUGUGACUCACAACAACAACAACAAAGCUUUUAUGUUGCACUUAUUCUUUAAAGAGUAGAAACGCCUACCCUUAGUUACUUUUCAUAUGUCAAUCCACAUGGUUCCUGGUAUUUUUUCCUUCCUUUUCACGUUUCGCGUUUUCCUGAAAUGGAGAUGUAGAACUCUGAUCCAGCCUACCUGAACUGCAUCAUGGCACUUAUUUAAAAAAAAGAGGGGGUUUAACAAGCCGUUCAGAUUCCAGAUCACUUUUUUCCACCGACCAAGUGAGAGAUACUGGCAUGGAUAUCUGCGGAUGGAAGUCACGACACACGCGCCACUUUCAUCCUGUCGAGUAGCACUUUAAACUUACGUCACUUCAGCAUUGUCAUGGGGUCCAAGUGCAAGGGAAUCAUGGGAACUGUAGUCUUAUGCACAUCCUGUCCCCUUCUGAACGAGUGUGUUUGUUUUCCACUAAAAAAAGCAUGCGUAUUGUUUUUUCCAGUUAUCCAUACUAUACUUAAGUUCACGAUCGUAUAUGGAUCUCAUAUUUUAUCUUUUAUUCUCCUCUCCUGGAAUGCCGUUUUAUUCCGAGGCAGCACAGGAACACACUUGUACCUGUUAUUUGUCAUCAGUAUUUGUUCUUUUAUCAGUUCAAACAAAACGUGUACCAAUCAUAACGAGGUACAUCCCGCUUUUUUUCUUUCUUAAUUUGAAGUCCGUAUUCAAUCACAUGGCACACGUUUGGACUGCUUUCAGACAUGCAGAUUGUGUUUUUCAUCACCCCUGAGCUUUGUAAACCAUCAGUCUUUGGCCUUCCCUAGAAAGUCCCAUAGAAAACCUAUUUAUUAAAGUGACCAGUUUGAGAGGAUAUUUAGUCGAAGUGGGAGGCUUUUAUAUGAUCUUUUUUCCACUUAAAUAGCAGGACUCUCCUAUGGCCCAUCCGCUUCGGCUCUGAAACCUUGGCUUCCCGUCAUUGGCUCUGCUUCCCGUCACUCAUUCUGACCGCGCAGUUUGAGUUCGUACUGUAUUGCUGCUGCCGCUGCUGCUGCUGCUACCGCUACCGCUGCUGCUGUUGUCCGUUCGGCUUGUAGGCCUAUGUCCGCUUCCCCAUUACUUUAUAUUCACGUACCAACCGAGACAUAGAUGUUCGUGCUCUGUUUUGGUUUUCUUUGUUAACAUUAGCGCGUUUCCGCUGUCAUAGUCGUGCUAGGAAAACGAACCCAAAUGUAUUUUUUACGUUUUCAGCCGAGAGGUUUGCAUGUUACUAUUUACACGAGCAAAUUCGGUGCCUAACAGUCAUGUUUAAGCAGACAUAGAAACCCACUUGCACUCAAACGUCCCCACCUUUGUUGUGCCUCACUUCCUAUGGUGCUUCUUUCAGUAGUCGGACUCUGUUUAUUUGUACGGUGCUGUAUAUAACUUGAAUAUAUUAUGCACAUAUCCUACCCAAUGGGUAGAAAACCACAAGAACGCAUUGUUAAUACUGUAAUAUAAUGUAUAGAUAAUAUUAAAAAGAAAACUUUAACAUGGUGGCAUCGAGUUUUGUGAAUGCCUUCAAUUGUGCUUUGUCUUUUUUGUAAAACAGAGUAAAGAGAAAUGCUACAGUAUGGUCACAGAAAUACAAAAAGACUAAUUAUAUUUUUGUUCCUAUACAGUAAAUGCAAAUCUGUUAUGUGAUGAAACAAAUAUUCUGAUUAUAAGGCAGUUAUAUAAAGGAUAACUAGAGCUCUGCUGCUUUUGUAACUUCCAGAGAAAGACUUAUAAUUGCCAGCGCUUGUCAUUUUAUUUAUUGAAGUUUAUUUUGUGACUGCUAGCUGUUGUGUAAUAAUAACCACGCAGAAUAAUAACUCAUUGCAACGAACGGAACGGAUUGUCGAAUUUGGGCUCUGACACUACACCGGGAAGAAGGUUUAGUGGUUCAUAUCAAAUAGCAGCUCAGGGUGAGACACACAGGAGACACAUCGGAUGGAAACGGUUAACAUUCUGUUGUUUUUAUGCACAUAAUCGAGUUGUGUGGUAUAUAAAAGAGCAUCAAAUGAGGAAAAUGCAGCCCAUAGCUGAUCGUUACUGCAUGUUCACGUUGUCAUUAUUUCCUCGGCAUAGCAGUCUGGUUCCGAGCUCUCCGCGCCGACAGGCUCCUUUCCAGAAACACGCGCUUGAAUGAACGAAUCCACGAGCGAGUGAAUGACUGCCUGAAGACUUCUGUGGGUGAGUUCAGCAUCUCGUUCCAUGGAUCUGGAAUUUCCCGCCAAUCCACAGCAACGUUCUCCAUCGGCCUCGAGCGAGAUCACAUCACGGGACUGUAUGACCUAUUGUGGACUACAAACUUUUUUUGUUGUUGUUUUUUACAAGGAGAAACAGUUCAGUGAAAGCGAGGAACGCUGCUAUUUAAUUGUGAUGUCAGCGGUUUUCAGUUUGAGGUCUGUUAAUUGCAAUACUUUUACAGGAAAAAGGUGACUUAAAAACCAACUGAAAAAAAAAAUCAUAAAAAAAUAAAUACAAGAAGAAAAAAAAAACUUGCUCAAAGAUACUGUUGUAGUCCCUCAUGAAACAAUUCCACGCUUGUUCUUUCGCUGUCAUCAAAUGGCUAGAGAGAGAGCAAUUAAAGUUGAGGAAAAGAACCAGAGAAUGAGUCUCUUUUGUGCUUUGUGUUUGUCAUUAUGUUGUGCUCCUCAACAGUGUUGCCAACUAAUUUUCAGGGGAAGUUGCUAA